UGUUUUUGAUUUCUCAAAUUAUUCACUGGACGGGUCCUGUAAAGUGAGUGAGAUGAGAUUCUAUCAAAAGCAUAAAAGUUUGAGAGGAGACAAGGACAAUAUCGUUGGACAAAGUGCCAGCCUAAUAUUGCGAAUUUCUAAGAUUGACUCACUCCUCCAAUUGUGGAAAAGCAAGAGAGAGAACUUAAGAAGCCCUCGGGAAAAGCCUAAAUUUCUUCCAUUUUUGUUGGUUUCUAGCCUGGAAAAGAAAAGAGUGAAAUUUGAUCCAAUUCUUUUUCUUCUGGUUUUAAAAGAUAAAGAACCAGUUACUCAUUGAUAAAAUCCCAAACCUCAGAUUCUUUUCUUUGAUGGUUUUCUGGUUUUCCUGAGACAGAAAAGAGAGGAAACAAACAUGUUAGAAGGGAAAGCUUUGGUGGAUGACUCAGAUAUGCCAUUGAAGAUGCAGAUUGAAGCAAUGUCUUUUGCUUCUCAAGCUCUUGACCUUUAUGAUGUCUUUGACUGCAUUUCCAUUGCUGGUUAUAUAAAAAAGGAGUUUGAUAGCAAGUAUGGGAAUGGAUGGCAAUGUGUGGUGGGUUCAAAUUUUGGGUGUUUUUUCACUCAUUCUAAAGGGACUUUCAUUUACUUUACAUUAGAGAGACUCAAGUUCCUUAUCUUCAAAGGGGCUUCAUCUUCAACCUCUCCUUAAAACCCAACGCCAUGGUUUCAACUUCAUGGUUUUGUUGCAGUCUUGUACAGGCAACAGUUGAAGAAGAAUGAAGGCUUAAAAAUUGCUCUCAAGUUCCUUUUCUUUUAACUUUUUUCCUUCUGUAUAUGAAACUAUAUGUAUAUAAUAUGAGCUCUGGAAGAAGAGGAAAACAUCACAAGAGGCUCACAAGUAUAAUUGAUGUCAUGUUUAUAAUAAGAAUCUGGAUUAUCCAAA
Molecule: messenger RNA, 919 nt
Organism: Gossypium arboreum
Lineage: Eukaryota; Viridiplantae; Streptophyta; Magnoliopsida; Malvales; Malvaceae
Exons: 2
Coding region: 392-685 (97 amino acids)
Biological process (GO): microtubule-based process
Cellular component (GO): dynein complex
Molecular function (GO): dynein intermediate chain binding; dynein light intermediate chain binding
Source: RefSeq, a predicted model, not a curated record